Messenger RNA from Thlaspi arvense, 1335 nucleotides. The record is from the annotation of a GenBank genome assembly. NCBI's taxonomy places the organism in Eukaryota, Viridiplantae, Streptophyta, Magnoliopsida, Brassicales, Brassicaceae.
AUGAGCCAUUUCGUUCCAGACUUCGACACCGAUGAUGAUCAUGUCAACGUUCACCCAAAUUCUUCUUCUUUAAAUCUCCCCGUCAUGGGCGAAGAAGAUCAUCUCAUGGAGCUUCUAUGGCAAAACGGUCAAGUGGUUCUCCAGAACCAGAGACUCAACAACAACGCCAAGAAAACGCAAGCUGCUCCGCCGCCUCCUAUGCAGCAGGAUCAGCAGCAGCCGUUGGAUCAGAGUCUCUUCAUCCAGGAAGAUGAAAUGACGUCGUGGCUCCGUGACGAUGAUUUCUGCUCAGAUCUUCUCUUCUCCGCCCCACCGACUGCGGCGUGUCAGGUCACCGCUGCGAGACCGCCGCCAGUACCACCGUUGGCGAGGCCACCGGUUCGGAAUUUCGCCAACUUCUCCAGGCUGAGAGGGGACUUUACCAGAGUUGAACCUGGACCGUCGAUUUCCAAGGCGGCUGUGAGAGAAUCGACGCAGGCCUCAUCGUCGUCGGCGGCGAGCGAAUCCGGUCUGACACGACGGACAGACGGCAUUGACAGUCGAGGGACGGUUAAUCGCGGAUUCAGCUCCGUCGUAGCUGGCGGUGGCGCAGUUGCGGGGCUCAAUCGGAAGGGAAAGGCAGUGGCCACGACGGCGCAUGCGAGUGAGAUUCCCGGCGCAUCGUCGAAGAUUGAGAUCGAGCCGGUUAAUGAACAACUGGAGAAGACGGUCGCCGACGACAGGAAACGAAAGGGGAGAGAAGACAUUGAGGAGACUGAUGAGUGCCGUAGCGAGGAAACUAAGCAGCAAGGACGUGGAUCAACAAAGAGAUGCCGAGCUGCGGAAGUUCACAAUCUCUCAGAAAGGAAACGGAGAGAUAGGAUCAACGAGAGGAUGAAAGCUCUGCAGGAACUCAUUCCUCGCUGCAACAAGUCGGAUAAAGCUUCAAUGCUUGAUGAAGCCAUUGAGUACAUGAAAUCUCUCCAGCUUCAAAUACAGAUGAUGUCAAUGGGAUGCGGUAUGAUGCCGAUGAUGUAUACCGGUAUGCAGCAGUACAUGGCGAUGGGGAUGGGUAUGAACCGGCCUCCUCCUCCUCCGUUCAUGCCAUUCCCCAACAUGUUAGCUUCCCAAAGACCUUUACCUCACAUGGGCAGCAGCUACUCUGAUCCAUCAAGACUCUAUGUAUCGAACCAGCAGUUUGAUCCGGGUUACAUGGAUCCGUAUCAGCAGUUCCGCAGUCUCCACCCGGCCCAACAACCUCAGUCCCAGAACCAAGUCACAUCGUACCCAAGUUCGAGCAGGGUAAGUAGCAGCAAGGAGGAAUCCGAGGAUCAGGGAAACCAAACAACAGGCUGA